CACCACCCUUUCAACAUGACUUCACAGAGAGACGAGUCAACGCCCUUACUGGACUACGGCAGAGGGGUCAAAGCGCCUCACAGGUUCACGGAGACGCCCCCCCUCACGCCCUCACAGUCCGCGCCCCCCGCCCUCCCUGACAAGCCACGGGGGAACCCACUGGAAGCCCCAGAGCGCUCACCAUUAAUUCAGAAGGCCUAUGAGAGUGCUGGCGGUCUACCCGUGUCUACUGCCAUUGUUUACAUCCUCGGCCUGCUUGGUGUGGCGCCCCUUGUCACUCUACCCAGCGCCGUGGCAUACUGUGGCUGGUUUGGCUUCGUGUUGAUCCUGGUGCUGGUGGGCGUGGAGGCGUACACUGCGGUGCUUCUGGCGCGGGCGUGGCUCAUGCUGGAACUCUUCUGGCCAAGGGACGCCCAUCUGCAGCGGAGAUACCCUGUCGCAGCCCUAGCGGAAAAAGUUGGCGGUGAACAUUUUCGGCGCUUUGUGACCCUCCUGCAGAACCUCGCUAUCUUUGCUGCCGCCGUGCCCUUCCUGCUGCUUGCCUCUGAAACACUGGAGCGACUGAUGGCAGACUUGGCAGGGGUGAGGUGGUCAGUGUGUGAGUGGCUGUUUGUCACCACCACACUCAUGACGCCACUUCUCUGCCUCGGCACACCCAAGGAUCUAAGAGCGGUGACGUGGCUGGGGGGUGUGUCCAUGGUGGUGGUGACGUGCCUGACCUUUACCAGCCUGCUUUUGGAGACGAGGGCUGAGAGGAGGGCCUACACCGCCCCCCCCUCCCUGCCCUGGUACACCCUCGCUUACUGCUUCGGGGCUGUGGCUAUGCAGUUCGACAUUCACCCAGUCAUUCUCACGGUUCAGAUGGACAUGAAGGAGCGCCACAAACUUCCCAUGGCGGUGAUGGUGGCGUGCGCUGUUGGCAUGGCGCUGAUCCUGGUGGUGGCUGGGACAGUAUUCGUGAUCCGUGGCACUGACGUCUCCACCAACCUGCUCCACAGCCUGCCCGGUGGCCCCGUCCUGCACGCCACGCUGGGGAUUGUGGUGGUGCAGGUGUUGCUGUGUCUCGUUCUGGGAAUCAACACGCUGUUUCAGAACCUCGAAGCUUCACUCAAUAUUCCGGAUGAGUGCGGGUGGCGGCGUGCGGUGGUGCGCGGGUGUGUGGUGGUGGCAGUCUUGGUGGUGAGUGAAGCCCUUCCACAUUUUGGCGCCACUGUGGAAUUAGUAGGUGGUCUUUUUGCCGCGCCCUUCAUCUUCAUCUUCCCUCCUGCCUUCUACACUAUCAUCAAGUACAAGGCGUGCGGGCGUGUGCAGGCGCGGGACGUGGUGGUGGCGACCAACCUGGUGGUGGUGGGCGUGGUGGGGUGCGUGGCGGCCACAGUGGAGAGCCUGUCACAGAUCGCCAUGCUCAGAUCAUCCACGCCCUCCUGUUUUGUGGAUUUCUUCUCUGGUCCCGAGGUGUCCCAGGGCUGGCCAAGGACGCUAGGAUAUCACCCAAGCUCCCUGCAAAAGGAUAUCGCUGUAGGAUUGCAGGAUUGGACAGCUCAGUUAAGUGGUAGCGAUGGUGGUGACCGGCCGGCAAGUGGUGAUGGUGACGGUGGUGGUGAUGGUGGGGGGAGCUGCGGCGCUCCCCAAUCAUCGUACAGCUAUGCCUACGAUUACGGGGAAUACGGAAUGUACGAUAAUUACAAUCCUUAUGAUGAGUACGAAACCCCGGUGGACGCCCCUUCGUUUACCUCGGUGCCUGAAGAGCUUAGCGUGGAGGUGGGCGGUGACGUGACUCUGCCCUGCAAUGUUGAUAAUCUAGGUCAAUAUGUCAUAAUUCUCAAGAAAAUAUCGUUUGAUGGAACACACCGCAUCUUGUUUGUGGGAAACAAUGUUCUGAAACCGGCGAAGCGCAUUAGCAAGAACGGAACCACCUACCUUCUACACGGGGUUCGGCGGGCCAACGCGGGACAGUAUGUAUGUAGGAUCGAGUCUUCCCCUGCCAUUGAACUGACACACACGCUGGAUGUCCUUUACGCCCCUUCGCUCCGCCUGGUGAGCCCUGCGGAAGAGGAGGUGGAUGAGGGGAGCAAUGUGACCCUUCAGUGCCACGCCGAGGGGAACCCGAAGCCAACCAUCUCCUGGCAAAAGGUUGAUGGUGACCUGCCUGACGGGGUUAUUGAGGAAGGGGGAGCACUGGACAUUAUGGGGGUCACCGUGGAAGAUGGGGGGGACUACCAGUGUACAGCCACCAAUGGGGUAACACAGCCCUCCAACACGGUGACAUCUGCUACCGCUCGCCUCACUGUACGCUAUCACCCCCAGGUCACCGCCUCGCAGACCAUCGAGAAAUCAGAGGACGACGAUGGAUAUGUGGGAACUCUAAACUGCGAGGUUGUGGGCUACCCCGUCCCUGCCGUCACGUGGGAGAGGGCGGAGGGUGACGGUUUUGUGCCCAUGCCACCCACCGCCCACGCCCUCACCGGCCACGACAUGGAGUUACGCCCCCUCACCGUGGACGCCCUUGGAAGUUACAAAUGCACGGCUGAAAAUGAUCUUGGUGUUCAUUCUGAUGUUGUCACGCUGGAGGGUCUGCUCCCGGCGCCAGAGUUGACAAGUGGCCACAGCGGCGCCUCCUCCUCCUCCUACACCCUCACCUGGACCACGCCCGCCCACUCCCCGCCCAUCCCCGCCCACGCCUACAGACUCACACUCAAGCAGAUGAAGGAAGAAGAAGAAGAAGGAGAAGAAGAGAAGGAGAAGGAGAAGGAGAAGAAGAAGAAUACACAGAUGCAAUGAUCGAGGAAGCGAACAUGACAGAAAACGAAGUCCUGAACCACAUUGAAAACCUGGAGACAGAAAACGGGGACGCGGAACACCAAGAACCACAAACAACACCAGAACCACAACCACAAGAAGA
Portunus trituberculatus (swimming crab) is the source of this 2902-nucleotide messenger RNA. RefSeq lists its product as uncharacterized. Gene Ontology annotation, cellular component: neuron projection. The record is from RefSeq and is a predicted model, not a curated record. NCBI's taxonomy places the organism in Eukaryota, Metazoa, Arthropoda, Malacostraca, Decapoda, Portunidae.